This is a messenger RNA of Rosa chinensis, 1378 nucleotides long. RefSeq lists its product as uncharacterized. The record is from RefSeq and is a predicted model, not a curated record. The transcript is spliced from 6 exons. The coding region runs from base 206 to 967 and encodes 253 amino acids. Lineage: Eukaryota; Viridiplantae; Streptophyta; Magnoliopsida; Rosales; Rosaceae.
ACCAAACCUAACCGUAACUUGUGGUUGGAAAGUGGAACCUGGGAACCCAAUAUGUAAUGCCCAUUUCGAGUCGGGUCAUAGAAGGUUUUCCCAAUAAUAGUCGGCGUAGCUCCAGGGACCGUGGACCUGCUAUUUUCCCCUCUCUCUCUCUCUCUCUCUCUCUCUCAGCUCUCGAGUCUCAUCAAUUCUCAGAAAAAAAAAAAAAAUGAACAGCGCGAUGAAAACGGCUCUCCUAAACUCAAAACUGAACUACUCGAAUUAUGUGAGGAGUGCCCUGUUUCAUUCAACCCCUGUGUUGGAUCGUAAAAGACGCAACAACAACUGGGAAUCAUUUAGAAGCCACAACUAUUCAAAAAGGUCCAGAAGGAUACAUGCAAAACAAACAUUAUUGCGCAAUGUCAAUGAUUAUGCAGACUUCCUAUUUCAGAAAUGGCAGAAUCCGUAUGAUUUGAACGAGCCAUCUUCAAAUAGAGGCACUUCAUGGUUUAAAAAGCAAUACUCAGCGAAGGGCUCCAAAAAGAAAUGGGGAAGCAAUCAAGGAGCCUCCAGCUGGGGCAGAAGAGGUUUCGAGUUUUGUGAAGAUUAUGUAGAUGUAGAGACCAUUUUCCAGUCCAGGUUUGGUGGGAGUGGAUUCUUUUACUGGUCAUUUGUCAAUGAAGAUGAUUCACAGCGGAGAAGCUCUUCAAAUUACUCUAAUCACUCUGGGAGAUCAUGGAGUUGGAGACAUCGUAAUGAGGAACAAUACGAAUCUGAGUCUGACGAUUCGGAGUCAGAUGAGAGGUUGGCCCUUGGAUUGAGUGCUGCAGGCCCUCUGAAACUUGAAGAUGUCAAAAAUGCAUAUCGAACCUGUGCACUGAAAUGGCAUCCAGAUCGUCACCAGGGCUCUUCCAAGGCUGCUGCAGAGGAAAAGUUCAAGCAUUGCAGCGCAGCUUAUCAAUCUUUAUGUGAUAAAUUGGCUGUGAAUUGAGGGUUCCCCAACUCUACUAGUUUGGUUAAACUGCAGAUGCUAUUAGUCUGGUAGAUGUAACAUAUCAUCGCAACUGAAUGAAGAUGUAGUUCUUUUAGGCUUGAACCCCAGAUGACCUUCGGAAGGUUGGUGGUUCUACCUUUAGGGUCACCAUGGGAAAAGGUAACUGAAAUUCGUAGUUGAAAUCUUUUAAUGAAACAGCCAGAGAAUAGGGAUGCCUCUAUGUUGGUCGAAGGGGCAGCAGGCUGGUGCAAUAAUCAUCCAAUGGUGGCGGUAGCAGGCGACUUUUCAUUGCUAGAAGCCUAGAAGUAUGGAGGCAUUCUUUUAAUUCAUAUGUUUAUUGAGGUUGUAACAAUAAUUGUACUUUUCCUUAUUUUCAACAAGGUAUAAAAGAUCGAUCUUGGUGAAUCA